Molecule: messenger RNA, 7706 nt
Organism: Diorhabda sublineata
Lineage: Eukaryota; Metazoa; Arthropoda; Insecta; Coleoptera; Chrysomelidae
Product: 5-hydroxytryptamine receptor-like
Exons: 9
Coding region: 297-1970 (557 amino acids)
Biological process (GO): adenylate cyclase-activating adrenergic receptor signaling pathway
Cellular component (GO): membrane
Molecular function (GO): G protein-coupled receptor activity
Source: RefSeq, a predicted model, not a curated record
AGUGUGUAUCUUGAUUUUCAGGAUGCUGGCGAGAAGCGUCGAUUCUGUACGCUGAAGAUUAUUUCGCGCGCGGUUUCAUAAGUUGUAAAAUUUAAUACGAAAUGUUUAACAUCAUAAUGUGUUUUUCUUUCACAGAAACUGUUGUGUUUUUAUUGAAGAGAAUAUGUGAGAACAUUAGAAGUGCGAUCAAUUUUAUCAUUGUAAUUCAUUAAGUUAGCGGGGUUCUCCAUCAUGGGGCAUACGGGAAAUACAUCUGAUAAAAAUCUUUGGCAACACUCAGUCUCAGAUGAAUAGACAUGGUUAUUGGAGCCAGUCAAAAAAGGAAACUUUCACCUUAUUUCCACUCGAACUUUCAGGGAGUUACAACUCUACUUUUGGUGCCUGGAUCUAAUUGUUUCAUGUCAUCACAAGUAAUGUUGCAAUUCCCUACGCCUACAAAUGCUACUUCGUUGGAAGCGUUAUACAAAGUGAACUGCUCUAACUUGUCAUGUUCCUCAAACACGACCAUCGUCGACAACGUCACCACAAACAACACUUUCUUGGAUAUCGAGGACAGAGAACCACUAACCGAUCUUAUUCUCAUGGGAGUAUUGUCAAUCGUUUUAGGGCUUAUGAUUCUUGUUACCGUUAUAGGCAACGUGUUCGUGAUUGCAGCAAUUCUUCUGGAAAGGAAUUUGCAGAAUGUUGCAAAUUAUUUAAUAGUUUCCUUGGCCGUCGCUGACUUAAUGGUGGCGUGUUUGGUAAUGCCCUUGGGAGCAGUUUACGUGAUAAGUAAUAAUUGGAUCAUGGGUCCAGAACUUUGUGACAUGUGGACGUCUAUAGACGUUCUUUGUUCAUCAGCUUCAAUUUUGCAUUUAGUGGCCAUAGCUGUUGACAGAUAUUGGGCCGUAACUAACGUAGAUUAUAUCCACACACGAAAUAGCUACAGAAUAGGAGUAAUGAUAAUAAUUAUUUGGACCAUAGCAUUGAUCGUAUCUCUCUCCCCUCAAAUUCCCCAAUUUAAGGAUCCGGAUUAUCUCUUCAGAAUAAACGAAAAGAAGCAGUGCUUAGUUUCUCAAGACGUCAAAUAUCAGAUUUUCGCCACAAGUUCCACAUUUUAUGUACCUCUUUUGAUGAUAUUUAUUUUGUACUGGAAAAUAUUCCAAACUGCUAGAAAACGGAUAAGGAGGAGAAGAGAAAUAAAUUCUCAUAACUCGAACAAACCACACAAAGAUAAAUUGGAUAAAGUGGACGGCAGCCAGGUUCAUAAAAGUUUUCUAUCAAAAAGAAAAUUCCUUAGAUUCAAGAAAAAUCCAGAUAAGCAAUCGUCAGCUGCAGAAGCAUUGGUUAAUACUUUAAUGACUAUGGAAGGUCAAUCCACGACAACAACUAUGGAAUUAAUGGAAGAUACAGAUGACAGAGAAAAAAGUAUAACGGCACCUGAUGUUCCAAAAAAUCUUUCUCUGGCAUUGACAGAAACUCAGUCAACAACAACUGAACAAAAAACGACAGCUUUUACUAUUUCCAAAGCCGCCGAUGGUCAGAAUAACGUUUAUCAAACUAAAGCAGCCAACAAUGGUUCAGCUGCCGACCAAAGCGAAACGAUUAGUCGGGCAGGAACAUUAAGUAAAGAACUUCCUUCGUGUCCAGCAUCCGUAGACAAACUACUGCCGUCCAAAAAGGAGAAAAAAGAAAGUUUGGAAGCCAAAAGAGAGAGGAAAGCAGCCAAAACGUUAGCAAUAAUUACAGGUGCUUUUGUAAUGUGUUGGUUACCAUUUUUUAUUUUGGCUCUUCUUUUACCUUUAUGUGGUGAUGCCUGUAACAUUAGCGGUUAUAUUAUGAGUUUUGCUCUUUGGCUGGGAUACUUCAAUUCAACUCUUAAUCCAGUUAUAUACACCAUUUUCAGUCCGGAAUUUCGACAAGCAUUCAAAAGAAUUUUGUGCGGGGGUCAUAGGGGACCACGGACUUACAGAUCUGGUAAAAUGAGAUAAAAUAAGAAGAUUUUCGUGUGUGGACCUAGGGGUGAGAAAUAUUGGGUCUUGGUCUACCCAUAGUCAGAAAUAUAUUUUUAUAUUAGUUUACUAAUGUUUCAAAGCAUAUUUUCUAAAGUUUAAUUUGUUGAAACGAAAUAAUUUGAUGAUUUUCGCAGUUAGUUUUAAAUUGACAACUCGGAAAGUGAUAAAUUAUAGAUUGUUUUGAAACUUGUCAGUUCCAGUAUAAUGAGGUAAAUUAUAUUAACUGAAAAAAAUUAUAUGGAAUAAUAGAUUAUAACGCCUUCUAUGAUAAACAGUGAAUAUAACUUUAUUGAUAUUUCUGACACCUUCUGAAUAACCAGAAUCGCAUAUUUAUUACUUCUUCUUAUAUAACUCCUAACACUAUUUUAUUGCUUUAUCAAAAUUAUAUAAAAGUAUAUGUCUACUAUAAUUAAGUGGAAUGUUUCUCGAAAUACAGUUUUUUAUUAAAACCAUAAAUAUCUCAUCUCGAUAGAUUUUCAUUCAGAGGCAAGGUCUAGCACGUUAUUGUUUAAUAAUAUGGAUGAAUUUCAAAUAGAAUAUUACGGAGAUAUCCGUAAAUAAAUGCAUGUUCCUCUGAUUAAGGGUUUGUAUAAACAGUAUAAAAUCAAUACAGUAACAGAUAAUAAUCUGUUACUUGGAAACUCACAAUAAUAAAUCCAGACAGAAAAUUUUUUCAGUAAAAAAACUACCCGACCUUUGGCAUAUUUCUACUAUUUUCUUAAAUUCGAGUAACUAGGUGCUCUGAAGAUGUAAACGUUUAAAGCUUAACAAAUUCUGUAAUUUCGAAAACAUUUUAAAAAACAAAACCAUAUCGCUUAUAAUAAUGUAUUUUAAAUAAAUAAAAUAUUAAUGGAGUAAAUUGAAUACUAUAGAGUCAUAAUUAUGAUACGAUAAUGAAUAUGUUCGAUAGAGUAACGUAACGUAUAUUUCUUAAUUUCCAACAAUUUUCAUCAUUGCUGAGAUUUGGAGCUGAUUUAGAAACGAACUAUUCCUAAUUUGGGAUAUUUAUUAUAAUAUAACGAAGCCUGUUUAAAUCUUAAACACGAACUUGACAAACUACAUAAACCAGAUACCUAAUUUCAACUCAUAAAUUAUUCCUCUAAAUAUCGGAAUCAGAUACAAAAAAAAACGCAGUAAAUAAGGCUGCGACACGUUUGAAAAUGUCACAAGAAACAGGGCUGGUCUGUCUUUAACAUUGAGUUACAUAAAACUUAAACGGCAAUGGCGAAAUUAAUAAAAUUCGUUUUGGUUAUAAAAAUGUUCCUCCUAUCAGUGCCUUGUGAAUCAUUGUUUGUUAUAAAGGUUUGGUAUGAAGGUGUAAAUCACGACAUAAUUUUUAUGCCAUCUUUAAAAAAGGGUUUGAAAAUAAAACGGUUUUGUUCCUGUCACAUCUAGAUUGAUUAAUAUAACCUACCAGACUUAACGAGGUCCUUUCACCAUCAAAAAAAAAAAAUAAAAUUAAUACCGAUUAUGAUGACGACAAUAAUUUUUUUAUUAUCAUUAUUUUACAUUGUACUUUACCGUACAAAAUUCUGAAAACAAGAUGUUUGAAAGUACACAAAAUUUGCCACAACAUUUUGUAAAAGGUAUUGAAACUUUUUUUGAAAAAAAAAAUGAAAAUUAGCUUUUUCUAACAUACAGGUCCCAUUUUUUCCUAUAAAAUAGAUUAUUCACCAUUAUAUACAUCAGUAAUGUCUUAGAAUAUGAUAUAAAGAAAUUAUUUUAAUCAUAACUUGAUAAAUUUUAUUUUUCAUUGGUGGCGUCUCCAAAGAAAAAACACGGAAAUAAUUAUGUGCUAUCUAGUUGUGAACAAAAUAUACAGACCUGAGGAAUUGGAAAUGAAGGGUUGAAAUAAGACUUAAUAAACAUGUGGGAAGGAAUUGAAAAGAUGUGUCUGUUAUAUCAGGAUACGUCCUUGGCUCUAAGCAUAAUAUAAUGAAAAAUAAAUGAAUAUAUCCUCAAAAAUAAGAAAAAUUAUAUGCAAAACACCAGAGUUGUAUGUGUAGCUAAUUGUUUCUCCGCAGUAAUCAUAAGGAAAUUAAGAAAUAAUAACUGAUACUUACUAGGUAUACAUAUAUAAAUAUAUAUAUAUAUAUAUAUAUAUAUAUAUAUAUAUAUAUAUAUAUAUAUAUAUGUAUAUAUAUAUAUGUUAUGAAUUAGAACAAAGAUAUAUUGUUCCAACGCUACGAAGUCUUUCCAUUAGUAGUGCAAAGUUUAAAUGUUAUGCAAUUUUUCACUUUUAUUGUAAAUACGUAAUAACAAAUCAAAAGUAGACAAUUCAAUGUUUGUGAAGCUGUUCUUCCAAUUUUCCAAUUUGCAUUGUGUUCUCAGCAUAUUAGAUCGAUACAAAAAGUUUACAACUACGAUUACUUAAAUCUGUUCAAUAACCGAUGUGAUUUCAUAUCGUUUACCGAAAAUAUCCGUUAGUGACAUGUACAUGUAUAAUAUUGUGAUAUUAACAGUCUAGACAGUGAUUAGCAUGUUCGAUACUCGAAAGCUAAAAUAUAUAUUGUAGCUAUAGUACCUAUAUCACCUGUAGCCACUCGUUGUUUUAGAGUUUUAGAGUUAUUCUGUCUCAAAUACGUAUGAACUAAUUUAUUAAUAUGUUUUCUUGACUUAACUUUUUAUGACUUUAUGAAAUCAUAGUCAUAAAGUCAUAAAAACACUUAAUUUAACUUACGUUGACAUAAAAUCUGUACUAAUUUGGAUAAAUAUUGAAAGUUAACUGGAGAAUUCCAGAGUUUGGUAUAUCGUAACGAAAAAUAUUGAAAAAUAAUGCAAGGAUACUUGAAAUUUGGCAGAUACUACUACUUGAAUCGUGUUAAUAUCUUACUUUAAAGCUUUUAAUAACUACAUCACUUUCCAAUCUUCUAAACAAGGACAAAAGAAUAUAUAUCAUACUGAAGGACUGUUAAUGUUCAGAUUCAAACUACACUAUUAUCAGUACACCGCGCUCAACCACAAUUUAUUCCCGUAAAUCGAAACUUCAGCCACAAGUGAAAUCCUAAUGAGCUCAUUUUUAUCAAAUUGGUUGAAAUUUCAGGUGCAGUUUUCUAAACCAGCUUGUUUCUUACGCAUUUAACAUGUUUUGUUAUGUUAUACCGAGAACAUUUUUUCUUAAUAUCAUUUCGGAGUUGCUGAACAAAAUAUUUUGCAACUUUUCUACAAGAGGAGUAUCUUAUUUACAAUUAGAAAUAUUUCCUCCGCAUUGUUUCACCCUCGUUAUUCAUAUUGCUUUUGCAUAUAUAAAUAAUUAUUAAUUUUUUAAAGCUGUCAUAUUCAAAUGAAUCUCGUUCAUCAUUUACAGCUGUGAGGAACAUGUCUACUUCUUAACAUUUUUGAAUUUUUUCAAAAACUCAUUACUUAUACAAUUGUGACCAAAAUUAUAAUAAAGCUUAUAAUGCUUGCCGUUUAUUUAUGGUGUAUAGUUGUAUGAGUGUAAUCGUUAGUAAUAUUCAUAUCUCCAGUUAAGUUGAAUUGUUUUGACUCCGACCACAUAACUCAUUUGAAAAUGUAUCAAAUUUUUUUGUAUUUAAGUCACUAUUAAUUUGCAUAGAGUGUCUUGUUGAAACUGUACGUCAUGUUCAACCCAAACUACAAUACAAAAUGUAUGGAAGUUCAAAAUUAUCACGACAUUGUGUGAAAUAACUAAAAUUAUCGACUCUCAAUAGCUUCAUAGUGUAUUCAUCUAUGCUACUAUUAUCGAGUUCCGGAAAUAUUAAUCAGCAUACAAGAUUAAGUAGUCUCGUAAAUAAAGAUUUCUGUAGUUAUGAUAACAUAACAUAAACAUAUAAUAAUCUAAGGAUUAGUUUGUAUGAUAACCUACACCAACCACCCAUGUUUUCCUCAAAAAAUACCUCGAAGAAACCACGGAGACCACUCAUAAAUCGGAAAAUAUGAUAUGACAUACAAUACAAAACAUUGAAGAAUUUAUUCAUUAGAUUUGCAUUUUAAUAGGUAAUAAUAGGAAAGCAAUAUUUGAAUUGCAUUCAGAUUCAGUAUUUUUCAUUCCUGAAAUAUCUAUAUCGGAAUUUUUUGGGAAUAAAAUUGAAGGAUUGCCCAUUUAGCAGUCUUAAUAUAGAAAAAAUUAGUAGUAUGAGGCUGUGGCUCAAUUUGUUCAACAUAUUCCCAUCAAGUCCUUUUUCACAAAAGAUUUAAUGUCAAUGUCAGUUCAAUGUCUGCCAAAUUGAAAGAAAUUAGUUUUAUUGACAUAAUUGGCAAAAAUACUUUAAUCAGAUAUUUUACAAAAAACUAGAAUCAAAUAGAAUAUAAAGCAAAAUCUAGUUGCCAACCUAUAAUCCCUGUAUAUAAUACAAUUUGUAGUGUCUUUUUCUUAAAGUGAAUAUUUCUCGAAAUAAAUUCACUCAAGAAUAACGAUCUUAUACUUACUUCCAUAUUUUAACUAACAUAUUAUAGUUGUGAAUAAUUAUAAGCUCUAUUUUUGCGUAUACAGGGUACUAAAAUGUUAAGUUAAAGGUAUUAUAUAAUACGUAUCUCAUUAAUAUAUUAUAACAUAAUAUUUAGACCCGGUUAUUAUAACAUGCGAAUUGUAAUUGUAAAUAAACCUUAGAUGUUCAAUUACAUUUUAACACCCUGUAUAAAAUCCAGAAGCGAAUCGCAAGGUGCGACAUGUACGUAAUACAUUUUUCUGUAAAUUUCAAUAAUUAUAACAACUAGUAAUUUUAAGGUAAUUAUCAGGUAUUUAUAAUGUAAGAAUAAAACAGUUGGAUGUGUUUAUUUUAAAUUUCGAGCAGAAAUGUUUGUGAAAAUUUAAAUACAGUGUGUUUGAAUGUAAAAUAAUAUACAGACAAAUAUCAGAAACUGACCUCAUAAAUUCAAAGAGGUUGUCAAAAUACUCUUUGACCCCAAGUUAUCACAUCUCUAUACUCACGCGAAAUGUGUGAAUCAUUCGUUUUUUCACUUUUGUCGGUUCACCCCAAUAACUCCAAGAUAUCUGCAAUAUCUUCAGAUUGUUCCUAAUCUGGCCGAUUUUUCACCCUAUCCGACUUUCAAAUUAGUACUCAAGAAUCAAUAAAUAAUUUGUGUCCGAUUUCGCCAAUUGAUUACAACAUAUAUAUUCAAACAAUCAGAGAUAAAAAAAAUUUUCGUUUAUGAUGUUAAAUUAAUAAUAACAGUGAAUUUUCCAUGUUUAAAGUUCCAAUGAGUUGAGCUUUUAAAGUGCAUUAUUCAUUUAAAGAAAAACAAUAAUUGUUGAUAUACACGAAAUGUACUACAAUUUACCAUAUGAAUACGAGUAUUUUUUAUUUGAUAUAUUUUCAUUUUUCUUGACAAAAAAAAUAUGUUGAAUUAUCCAAAAUACGUUUAUUGAUACAUGCGGAAUCUAAUUUAUAUGUCCUUUUAUCCAAUAUCAAAAGAUUGCUGACCUAAAGAAUACAGUAGAGUAAAUGAGUCUCAUUCAGAGAAAAUAUAAAUUUAAGUUUCAAGCGCACUACAUUUAAUGUUAGAUGUUUCCAUAAAUGUUUACUCUAAGAUACACUUUUUUUGAGUAAUGAAGUUUCUGAACAAACUCAUAAUGUGAUAAUAUUCCUUAUUAUAAUUAUCAUUAUAUUCGAAUAAAACUAUAUUAAUGUUGAUGUACAAAAAUGUUAUGGUUAAUAUCCACGCCCAAAUAUUUAGAAUUUAUUGAAUAUUGUAAAUAUCGUUCAUCUCUAAACUGUUGGACAAAUAUAUAAUAAAAAGUAAUGUAAUCAA